This is a messenger RNA of Ylistrum balloti, 4274 nucleotides long. Its product is annotated as N(G),N(G)-dimethylarginine dimethylaminohydrolase 1-like. The record is from RefSeq and is a predicted model, not a curated record. The coding region runs from base 1 to 855 and encodes 284 amino acids. Gene Ontology annotation, biological process: arginine metabolic process; positive regulation of nitric oxide biosynthetic process. Gene Ontology annotation, molecular function: amino acid binding; dimethylargininase activity. The transcript is spliced from 6 exons. Lineage: Eukaryota; Metazoa; Mollusca; Bivalvia; Pectinida; Pectinidae.
AUGGCGGCCUUCCAAUACAACUAUGCGAUUGUUUGUCGUAUUCCAGACAGUUUCCAGGACAUUCAGUCACAACAGGCAGAUGCAGACCCCAUAGAUAUUGAAAAGGCACGCGAGGAACACUCCGAAUUUAUCAAAACAAUGAAAAAAUGCGACGUGCGCGUGAUUGAGCUGGCAUCGGACGAAGCGUACCCCGAAUGUCCCUUCCUGGAGGACUGUGCUCUUGCUAUUGGAGGUGUGGCGCUUAUCCUCAGACCUUUCUCGAAAACACGGCAUGGAGAGGUUGCAGGGAUUCGAAAGCUCUUACAGGAACUGAACCUCCAUGUAUACGAGAUCAAGGAUCCUGAUGCGUAUGUGAAUGGAGGUGAUGUCUUCUUCACUGGUAAGGAGAUCUUUGUGGGCGUUGGUUCUGAUGAGAGGAGUAAUGAAAGAGGGGCCAAUGCAAUAGCCAGUGUUUUCCCUGAGUACAACGUUACACCCAUUAAAAUGAGGGGGGAUGUUCGCCUCAAGUCCCUAGUGUGUAUGGCCGGAAGAGACAUCAUAGCUUGUGGCAACAGUCCCAUGGCCCUCAAUGUACUCAACCAAAUCCGUACCACUGCUCAGUACAGCUACAAGAUCCUAAAGCUGGACAAUGACCGUGCAGCCAACAUGUUGUAUGUAAACGGACGACUUAUACAUCGUACACGAAGUGAGAUUGGAGAGAAGUGCUACAGUGAGAUACAGGAUAAGCUUGACCAGGUCCCCCACCAUGAAAUCAGCUUCAAGGAAAUGAGCAAAGUUGGUGGCAGUGUAAUCAACACCGUGCUGUUGGUGUUAAAAACGAAACACCACAAGAGUGUGGUGUCUACCCUGCCCUGACAGGGGUCAGGUGCUGGAUGAGAAGAUUACAUAUGUUAAACAUAGACAGGAUAUCACUGAAAUGUCCAAAGCCCGUGGCACACUGUCCAGUAUGGUCCUCUUUAUCAGUAAACACAGACUUCAUAAGGAGAUGAUAUCCAACAUCGGCCCCCAGGAUCUGACUGCAUACACGGAGGUGUCCAACUUCUAAUUUAUUAUUGUGUAAUACAUUCCUGAUCAUUGGCUGUAUCGGCCGAGACAUACCUGUAUAUAGCAAGUCCUGCGUUAUCUUACACUGUCUGCAACUGAUAUUUGUAAUCGUUUAUCAAUAUGAUAUAGAAUCAAUAUGAUAUAGAAGCUACGAUAAUUUAAAAUAUCAUUGUCAAAUCAUCAAUUGGACAAACAUUGUUCCUGAAAUUUUAGGUGCCAUAUAAAUGAUUAUGUACAUUUUUGUUGUAUGGAAACUGCCAAAAAUCUUUAGAAAUGUGUGUGUGCAGAGGUACUUUUGGUGGAGUGAGCUCAAUUUUUCUUUUUAAUCUAAAUCUCUUACCUCAUUUUUUAGUGGUUUUGUUCCUGGCUCUCUAGAGUUGUACUUCUUACUAUCACAUUGGUGAAAUUGUUAUUAAUAAAAUAAUUUUAUUAUCAUUAUUUUAUCAUUUACAUAAGAAUAUGUCUUAGAGCCCUUUGAACAAAAGCUUUUAAGGGAGAAUAACCCAUGUUAGCGCCAGGUAAACAUGCCACUGCCAGCAUCCAUUCCAGAGCCACUCCAAUUCAUUAAAGCCAUUUACCUUUUUAUGAAAGUGGAUAUUUCUGAGAUUAGUCUAAUUUCGAAACACUUAACAUUCAGACAUAAGUUUUUAAAUUCCUUUAAGUAGUGUCGGGUGGAUGAGAAGUGUUGGACCUUGUCAGACAUGUAUGAUAUAUAACUGUACUUUUAAACGUCGUUAAUUCAGUGGCAUUAAGAUCCUCUGGAGAAGUAUUGAUACCAGACUUUAUAGCUAUAUAUAUACAUUUGGGUUGUGUAAACAGUCAUGGAUACAGCUUUAUAUACAGGGCUACAUAUACAAUUUGUUUUAGAUCAUGUUUAACCUGCUUUUAUAAAAUAUGUUAUAUAAUUGUUUUGCUUGAUUUUCUGGGCUUAAAAAAAAAGAAGAUAAUUGUUCUGUGUAUUGUCUCCCCCCACCCCACCCUCUACACACUGAUAACCUAGGAUUGGUCGAAGCAGCCAUUAUGCAUUGAUAAAUAUCAUACCUGUUGUUAGAAGUGACGUACAAAUUGUCAUCAGAAACCGGCUUCAGUACUACUCUCACUUACCAUAUAGUAUAGAAGUAAUGUACAAAUUGUCAUAGUUACAAGCACCUCAUUAGAGAUCUGUCACCAUAGCGACAUGUCAAUAUCUGAUCAAAGGCAUUUGACCAUGUUAAUGUCUCUGUGCAUGGUUAUAGAUAUGUCACCAUUUGAUGUGUCAAUACAUGUGUAUGGUUAUAGAUAUGUCACCAUUUGAUGUGUCAAUACAUGUGUAUGGUUAUAGAUAUGUCACCAUUUGAUGUGUCAAUACAUGUGUAUGGUUAUAGAUAUGUCACCAUUUGAUGUGUCAAUACAUGUGUAUGGUUAUAGAUAUGUCACCAUUUGAUGUGUCAAUACAUGUGUAUGGUUAUAGAUAUGUCACCAUUUGAUGUGUCAAUACAUGUGUAUGGUUAUAGAUAUGUCACCAUUUGAUGUGUCAAUACAUGUGUAUGGUUAUAGAUAUGUCACCCUUUGAUGUGUCAAUACAUGUGUAUGGUUAUAGAUAUGUCACCAUUUGAUGUGUCAAUACAUGUGUAUGGUUAUAGAUAUGUCAUUAUCGUGUCAGACAGUGGUGUUAUAUUUUGUAUUUUUGGUGCAGGAAUCAACACGUGUUGUAAUUUCCUUCUAACUGAACAAACAUAUGAUAACUAAUAUCUAUAAAUAUACCGUUAGUAUGAGGAGGACCUAUAGUUUCAUCAUGCCUGUGACAUACAGUUGGAAGAAUUCAGCUUGAAUUGGAAGUCAAAUUAUCAUUUUAUAAUUUUAAUUUCAUCAUAGGUAUCUUGGGGAAAUAGUCUUCGAGGAUAUUUGGUACUAAUCUAUUUUCUUGAGCAAUUUUUUUUGCUGCUAUUAACAACAGAGUUGAUGUUGUAUUAGGUGCAGUAGGGUGGUUGGCAACUAUUUACAGAUAGAGAUGUAUGGGAGUGAUGUAGAGGAUUUUAUAUGGCCUACCAAUCAUACAAAUGGGAAGCCUUCAUUUUAUUUUCUCCAAUUUUGUUUUAUUCAUAUACCCCAUGUUUUUUAAUUUGUUCAAGUAUGAUUUUAAAUUUUAAUAUGUAUCAUGUUAUAAGGUUGUUGUAUGUGUAGGAUCAUGUUGGAUCAUAGUGGGAAAUAAAAAAAAAAACCUGAAACAGUAUAUCCUUUCAUGUCUCCGGCGUCAACUCUCUGUCUACACAUCACCAUGGUAAUGAAGCAGUUUGAUGUGAAAAUUGAGGGCUUCAGAAUGAUAUCUACCCGUCAAAAAGUGUGUAAAUCUUAAACAAUAUCGGUUGUAUUCCUACUUAUUUAUAAUGCCGUAAAGAAGUUUUACUAUGUCCAAUGAGUUGUAAAUCCAUUUUAAAACAUGUUUUGUGGGGUUCCUCUUGUAGUUUAUUGACCGAGAUAUACAUUUUUAUUCCGCUAUUUAAUGAAUGAUUUUGUCGUCCAUAUUGCUUGUGUUGUACUUUUAUGUCAUAUUGAACUGCAAUAUUAUAUUAUACUUAUUGUUGUAAAAAGCCUGUCCUGUACAUGGGGUAUGUAAUAGCACAGAUAUGUUAAAUCACAUGUUUGUGAUAUGACAUGUGGUGUGACUUGUAUGUAAUGCAACAUGUAUGUCGUUUAAAAUGUACAAGUUGUGACACAUAUCUGAUGUGACACCUGUGUUGUGAGAUGUAUAUGUUGUGUGACACAUGUUGUGACACAUGUUGGUGACAUAUAUGUGUUGUGUGACACAUACAUGUUGUUACACAUGUGGUGUGACACAUACAUGAUGUGUCAGCCCUUUUAGUGUUUACAGAAACCACUAUACCCCAUGUACUGUGAACACAGGUUUUAUUAUGCAUGCUUCAAAUUAGAAUUAGAAAAAUACAGAUGCUUUGUCCUUACAAGAUGUUUCCUGUUCAGUUAAUUACUAGGUUUUGAUAAUGAUGAUAUUCUACCCAGGAAUAUGACUGCCUUCAUUGGGAAUGAAUCUCACAACUGCCAUGUAGAGCUUGCCAAAUGUGGCUGAAAAUCCAAACAACAUACUAGCUUGUCAUUUUUCAGUUAAGUGAAUGGCACAAAGUUUACCAGAGGUGUUAUAUUUGGCACAGAGAGAGCAUGUUACAAAAUCAUAAUCGACUUUUUCUACUGAAAAAAACGUUAUUUCUACUAAUAAAAAAAAUGGCAUUUAUUAA